Molecule: messenger RNA, 1925 nt
Organism: Malaya genurostris
Lineage: Eukaryota; Metazoa; Arthropoda; Insecta; Diptera; Culicidae
Product: asparagine synthetase domain-containing protein CG17486
Exons: 6
Coding region: 50-1780 (576 amino acids)
Molecular function (GO): asparagine synthase (glutamine-hydrolyzing) activity
Source: RefSeq, a predicted model, not a curated record
GAUAUAAUUUCGUCUUUGGUGUCAGUCAACAUUGUUUCGUUUGUGAGCCAUGUGUGGUAUAUUUUGUUUUAUUUCACAGACAAGCUCAAUUACAUUAGGAGAAAAGGUGUUAGAACAGUGCAAAUGCCUCCUAAACAAUAGGGGUCCAAAUAAAGCUGUUCGUUCCGAUUACGGUUCACGUGUCCUUUUACUCGGAACAGUUCUAUGGCAGCAAGGCAGCAAACUUUGCGCACAACCAGUUGAAAAUGAUCGAUUCAGCUUUCUUUUUAACGGAGAUUUAUUCGUUGAACGGGGUAACUCGACAGUGGCCGAUACACGAUGGAUGUUUGAGAAGUUGACCGAGAGUAUAGAAACGAAUACGUUUCACAACUUAAUCACACAAUUAAAGGGGCCGUUCAGUUUAAUUUUAUUGGACAGAAUGACUGAAAGAGUUUAUUUUGCUCGCGAUAGUUUAGGAAGAAACUCACUGCUGAUGUGCUCAACUGAUGAUGGUUUAAUAAUCAGUAGCGUUAUUGGCGAAGGGUUUCCAUUUCAAACGAUAGAGAUUCCACCUAAAGGAAUAUAUUAUGUUAAUUAUAGAAAAAGUUUAACACAACAAAACCUCAUACCAUGGAUUGACGACAAUGCCGAAGAAAAAUGUUCAAUAGUUUCAAAUGACAAAUUGAUAAAGCUUCCCUGGUUUGAAAAAGCGGUGCUCAAGAUGAACUUCAAUUAUCACACGAUUUUGAAGGAUGAGGUUUUUCCAAAUGAAAAGGUGUUUGACAUUUUAAUGAGAAAUGAGUGUGUAUCAAGUAUGUGUGGACAAUUGAUUGAAAUACUUUCCAAAUCUGUUCGCGAAAGAACGAUCAAUACUCCACAACAUUGUAAAGAAUGCAUUGGUACAGAAUCACGGUGUCCACAUUCGAAAGUAGGAAUACUUUUUUCGGGUGGUAUUGAUUGUACAAUAAUAGCUCUUUUAGUAGACAAAUUUGUGGAUCAAGAUAUUCCCAUUGAUUUGAUCAAUGUCGCUUUCCAAAAAGUGGAACGACCUGGGAAUCAAAAAUCAGUAAUUAGUUGGGACGUGCCUGAUAGGUUGACAGGUCGAGCCACAUUGAAGGAGUUGCACAUUCUGAGGCCGAAAAGAAAAUGGCAGUUUGUAGAAGUAAAUGUACCGCGAAACGAAUUGGAGAACCAUAAACAUCACAUUUCCAAUUUAGUAUUCCCACUGAAAUCUGUUCUCGAUGAAUCGUUGGGAAUAGCAUUAUGGUUUGCAGCACGCGGAGAAGGCAUCUUGAAUGAAGCUAAAUAUAAUAGUCCUUGCCGGGUACUUCUUGUAGGAUCAGGUGCAGACGAGCUUUUCGGUGGGUAUUCUAGACACCGAGCGGCUUUUUAUCGAUAUCUCAACCCAAAGGAACAUCACAACAAGGACGAGGAAAUUGAACGAGCUUUUAGUAAUUUAGCAGUCGAAUUGGAACAUGACUGGAAGCGACUACCUAGUAGAAAUCUGGCCCGAGAUGACAGGGUUAUAGGCGACCAUGGAGUAACUCCUAGAGCACCUUAUCUUCAAGAAGACUUCGUAUCGAUCGUAAGAAGUUUAGAAGCAUAUCAGAAAUGUUACCAUCCUAUAGGUGCCGGUAUCGGUGAUAAGCUCACGCUGCGUGUAUGUGGUUAUUCAUUAGGUUUGAAAAAUGCCGCAUUCUUGAAAAAGCGAGCUUUACAAUUUGGAUCUAGAAUCGCAGAUAGCAGGCAGAAUGCAAAUGACGUUUCAAUCUUUCUGAACAAACAAUCUAAUUUGAUGUAAUUUUUCCAUAGUUAUCAAGGAAGUGAUAUUGGUAAAAUAGUUCAAACAGGUUUGCUGUAGAAUGAAAAUUAAUAUUGGAAAUUACCUUACUGCAUCAUUUCUAGUUCUUGAAUCUAAAAAAUAGAACAACACACUGUUGAAUUGA